This is a messenger RNA of Geodia barretti, 807 nucleotides long. The record is from the annotation of a GenBank genome assembly. Lineage: Eukaryota; Metazoa; Porifera; Demospongiae; Tetractinellida; Geodiidae.
AUGACAAUGCAAGCCAAUAAAAUUACCAACCUGUUGCUCAAGGCGUACCUUGUUGCGGUUUUUGUUUUCAUAUUUACUCCGAUCAUCACCAGCAUGAUCUUCUCUUUUAAUUCUGAUCGCUUCGCAUCCAUACCACUUGGUUCGUUCACCCUUCACUGGUACGAAAUUGCCUAUAACGACCCAGAUGUUUGGGAUGCUGCGAGAACUAGCAUGACGGUCGCAGUUCUGGUCUCCGUGCUGUCAACAUUCAUUGGCUUCUGCACUGCCUACACCGAUUUCCGAUAUUCGUUUAGAUUCAAGAGCGGAUAUCUGGCUCUGGCACUUCUUCCGCCAACCAUUCCGCUGAUCAUCAUGGCACUGGCGAUGCUUGCCUGGUUUUCUAAAAUUGGAGCUUCCGGGCAACUCUGGUCUAUCGUUAUCGCUCACACUGUUUUGUGUUCUCCGUUUGCAAUGGCAGUCAUCCGACUUCGCUUGCAGCAGAUGGAUCGCGAUCUGGAAGCCGCGGCGUGGAAUUUAGGUGCGAGUGAAUGGGCAACAAUGCGAUACGUUGUCGUGCCAUUCGCCAAGCCAGCCAUCAUUUCCGCACUGUGCCUGACAAUGGCGGUUUCCUUUGACGAGUUUGUUGUGGCGUGGUUUGUAUCAGGGCUGAACAAAACAAUCCCUGUGAUCAUUCUCGAAAUUUUACAGGGCAAUGUGGACCCGCAGAUCAACGCGAUUGGCACUUUUGUAUUUAUUACCUCCAUGACGUUGGUUAUCAUCGCACAGUUGGUAUUUACAUUGCGCUCUCCUAGAAAAACCUAUAUCUGA